Messenger RNA from Engraulis encrasicolus (European anchovy), 2876 nucleotides. RefSeq names its product RIC8 guanine nucleotide exchange factor B (gene ric8b). Gene Ontology annotation, molecular function: G-protein alpha-subunit binding; guanyl-nucleotide exchange factor activity. Gene Ontology annotation, cellular component: plasma membrane; cytoplasm. The record is from RefSeq and is a predicted model, not a curated record. Gene Ontology annotation, biological process: G protein-coupled receptor signaling pathway. NCBI's taxonomy places the organism in Eukaryota, Metazoa, Chordata, Actinopteri, Clupeiformes, Engraulidae. The transcript is spliced from 13 exons. Bases 113 to 2053 code for a protein of 646 amino acids.
UGAAAGUUGAAACAUUAGAAGGGAGGGGUCCUGAGUUUCCCAUUUGACAGGCACCAUCAAACGUCUGAGCACUUUUUAUUUGCAUAUCAGUGGACGCUGCCUCACCAUCAAGAUGGAAUUGCGCAUCAUUUUGUCACAGAUCGAGAAUGAGAAUGAAGAAGAAAUAGAAAGACUAUUGCACGAAUAUAACAUUGAGAACGGUCGCACUUUCAGUUUUGAGCAGAAGGAGGAGGAUUCACGCAUACGUCUGUGCCGGGCCCUGUUGGAGGUCCUGGUUCGGGCGGCACAGCCGCGCUGCCAAAGCACGUGCCUGGAGACGCUGCGGAUCCUGUCGCGCGACAAGCGAGUGCUGGGUCCUGUCAGCACCCGCGAUGGCAUCCUCACCUUGGCGCGGCUGGCACGCAUCGGGCCCGACGACCCGCACGCUGGCACCAACACCAACAAGGACGCUAAGAAGAUGGAGGAGGAACAGCAGCAGGAUGUGGUAGCCGUAGAGGCCCUCAAGUGCCUGUGCAACGUGGUGUUCAACAGCACCCAGGCACAGCAGGUGGGUGCGGACGUGCAGCUGGCCCAGGGCCUGUGUACGCAGCUGCAGGCAGCCGGCGGUGGCUCGGCGCCCCACGAGGUCUCCCUCUUUUCCCUGCGCCUGCUCUUCCUCCUCUCGGCCCUGCGCACGGACGUCCGGGGCCUGCUCCGCAAGGACCCCAGCGCCAUGGCUCUGCUGACUGAUGUUCUGGUCCAGGCUCUGGGCGUGCGCUGGGCCGGGCGGUACGAGGCAGUCCCAGCCCCGUUGGAGGAGCCUAGUGACCCCCAGGAGGAGGGAGGAGGAGGAGGAGGGCCGCCACCGCCCAUACCUGCUCAGGAGAACGAGAGAACCAUGGAGGCGCUCAAGGUGCUCUUCAACAUCACGCUGUCGGACUCCAAUGACCAGUCUCUGACUGGCCAGGACGCGGAGCACCAGCUGAGGCUGCUGGUGGCCCUCAUGAGACACCUGCUGCUGCUCAGGACACACACGGAGGACAAGACCGAGGAGAUGCACAGCCAUGCUGUUAAUCUGCUGAGUAACAUCCCUAUGGCGUGCCUGGACGUCCUGAUCGACGUGCCCAUACAGCCGAGGCAGGAAGAGUUGGGCGGAAAAAACAUGGCCGCCAUCCAGGUUCUGUUGGACUUCAUGGAGAAACGCGUUGACCGGGGCUCUAACUACAAGGAGGGCCUGACACCCGUACUCAGCCUGCUGGCAGAAAGUUCCAGAUAUCACAGAGAGAUCCGCAAGUACAUCAAGGCCAAGGUGCUGCCUCCACUGAAGGAUGUUUCCAAUCGUCCGGAGGUGGGCUCCACUAUCCGCAACAAGCUGGUGCGACUCAUGACCCACGUGGACAUGGGGGUCAAGCAGAGCGCUGCAGAGUUCCUCUUCGUACUCUGCAAGGAGAGCGUGGAUAACCUGGUGAAGUAUACAGGCUAUGGCAGUGCUGCGGGCCUGCUGCUGUCUCGCGGCCUGCUGGGAGGAGGACGAGGAGAGACGCAGUACUCUGAAGAUGAAGACUCAGACACGGACGAAUACAAGGAGGCCAAGCCAUAUAUCAACCCUAUCACGGGUUAUGUGGAGGAGCCAAGUGCCAACCCGCUGGAGGAGAUGACGGAGGAGCAGAAAGAGUGCGAGGCCCAGAAGCUCGUCAAGAUGAUCGACCAGCUCUCCAGGCUUAGCAUGGAGGCUGGGACAGAUACAAGGCUGGAGGAUCAGAUCUCGUUUUGUUGCGCGGUCAUACAGAAAAAAAACCAAGUCGGUACAACAACAGUACCUGGUCGCAGGAGUUUACCCGCGUUACAGUGGCACGGUAACCAAAGUCGACCAGCGCAGUCCAGCCAGGGACUGGAACAAAACGACAACAGCCUGCUACCUCACGGCAGCGACUCUGGAUUGGGAGGACACGCAACCAUGCAACAGCUGAUUAAGCCCAUGGGUGUGAGGAAGGAUGGCACUCUGGCGCCCCUAGAGGAGACCAUAGCAGCCUGCCGGCCUGACCACAACAGUGACGACUCUGACUCGGACUAGCUACCACCACUCCAGCUGCUGAAGCUGAUGAGCAUCACUGAUGAUGAUGAUGAUGAUGAUGAUCUCACCCCUCUGUGUCUUCCCGUCUCACUUCUAUCCAGUACCACUGGCCUGUACAGUACACACAGGACCCGUCCGUCUGCAACACACGCACACACACAAACACACACAAAACCCCCUCUCAGGCAGGCUCACACUCCCAUCUAGGCUUGUCCUUGAACCCAAGGUGACUCUAUCAUGCAGGUCCAUAUUUGUCAAGUUAGUGCAGAGUUGGCUGGACUGAGGAGGGGAAAACCCCUCGCUUAACCAACCCACACACCGCCUACAGCACAACAGAUGACAUGCCAGGAUUCGACCAAAGAUUCAAAGUGCUAAGCUUGGAGAGAAACUCCUCUUAGGCCCUGGUCACAGAUUUUGGACAUUUUCCCCUACCGUUUGUGAACCCCAUGGUGUGUGUGCACCUGCACCUGAGCGCACGUGUGAGGCCAAGCUGUGUCUCUGGCACCAGUGUUGUGUUCUCACGGCUGCACUCUACACUCCACUCAGCAAAAACAGUGUUGGGAGUUUUUUCUUUCUCCUUUUAUGGCUUAUUUUCAGGAUUUGCAUAUUAAAGACUUAAAUAGGAAUUUCCUGAAAGAUGUAUGGGGCAUUGUGCCUUCUUUUAAGAACACCAGGUGCUUGCAGUGACUGCUACUGUGGUUGCUGGUGCCAUAGAAUAUGAAUUGUUGUUCAAACGAUGUUUUUCUCCCUCUCUCUGUUUCUUCUGUUUUUGUGAAAACGCCACUCGAACUUGGCUAGACAAAAAAUAAGUUCCGAUUAGUGA